Molecule: messenger RNA, 2261 nt
Organism: Prunus avium (sweet cherry)
Lineage: Eukaryota; Viridiplantae; Streptophyta; Magnoliopsida; Rosales; Rosaceae
Source: RefSeq, a predicted model, not a curated record
CCCUGUGCUGGUUUAGUUCUGUGACAUUUGAACUCGUCUCUCCGAGGUCGUCUUCUCUGUAAAACAUUGCGCAGAGUAACCGAGUCAGCGACUCAGCCGAACCCAUCCUGGCUCUUCUUUACCCGCACAACCACCCCAAGCUCACUCACCUCCUGCUAAGAUGCGCCGCCCAGCUUUCCAUGCGCCACCUCUACCAAAUCCAAGCCCAAGCGACCAUCAACCCAGUACCCUCCAUCGACCCAAACAUCAUUGCCGUCAAGCUCAUCGGCGUCUGCGCCGACCACGCCAACAUACGCCAAGUGGCGCUCGUAUUCAACCACUUCCUCACAGCCCCAAACAUCUUCGUCUACAAUGCCCUUCUCAAAGCCUUUGCUCAAAACAAUGACUGGCAGCACACCAUAUAUUACUUCAAUCGGCAACUGGGUUCGCCAAAUGCUCCGGCCCCAGAUGAGUACACGUUCACUUCUGUGUUCAAGGCCUGCGCUGGCCUUGUCCAAGUGACGGAGGGAGAGAAAGUUCACUGCUUUGUCGCUAAAUACGGGUGUGAGGGUAAUUUAUUUGUCAGAAAUUCGCUUACUGAUAUGUAUUUCAAGGUGGGUAAUUUCGGGAUUGCCCAGAAGCUGUUUGAUGAAAUGGGUGUGAGGGAUGUUGUUUCAUGGAACACUUUGGUUUCGGGGUAUUGCUUGAGCGGGCAGGUUGAUAAGGCCAGGGGGGUGUUUGAUGGGAUGGCAGAGAAGAAUUUGUUUUCUUGGUCGACUAUGAUAACUGCGUAUGCGAAGUUCGGGGAGUUGGGGGAAGCUCGCCGUCUUUUCGAUGAGAUGCCGGAGAGGAAUGUGGUUUCAUGGAAUGCGAUGAUUGCCGGGUAUGCGCAGAAUGAGAAGUAUGCUGAGGCCGUUGGUUUGUUUAGGCAAAUGCAACAGUAUGGAUUGGCGCCAAAUGAUGUCACGCUUGUUAGUGUGUUGUCUGCUUGCGCUCAUCUUGGCGCACUUGACUUGGGGAAGUGGAUUGAUAGGUUUAUAAGACAGCGUGGGAUGGAGUUGGGUUUGUUUUUGGGGAAUGCAUUGGCAGAUAUGUAUGCCAAGUGUGGCUGCAUAGCUGAGGCUAAGCUGGUUUUUGGAAAGAUGCAUCAGAGGGAUGUGAUAUCUUGGAGCAUUAUCAUUACUGGGUUGGCCAUGAACGGCCAUGCUGAUGAAGCUUUCGGGUGUUUCAACAAAAUGAUUGAGCAUGAGGUGAAGCCAAAUGACAUUACUUUCAUGGGGUUAUUGACAGCGUGCACUCAUGUUGGCUUGGUCGACAAGGGGCUUGAGUAUUUCGAUAUGAUGGACAAAAGAUAUGGGAUCUUCCCCAAGGUUGAGCAUUAUGGUUGUGUGGUUGAUCUUCUCAGCCGCGCCGUCCGCCUUGUUGAAGCAGAAGAUUUGAUCAACUCCGUGCCUGUGAAGCCCAAUGUUAUAGUCUGGGGUGCAUUGCUUGGUGGUUGUCGGAUUUGUAAAGACACUGAGAGAGGCGAACGUGUUGUGCAGCACAUUCUCGAGCUAGAUUCCGAUCAUUCUGGAAGCUAUGUCUAUCUUGCCAAUGUAUAUACUUCAAUGGGUAGGCUGGAUGAUGCAGCAAACUGUAGGCUGAGGAUGCGAGACAAAGGCGUAACGAAACCACCGGGCUGUAGUUGGAUAGAGGUGGAUAACAUAGUCCAUGAGUUCUUCAUGGGAGACCUGUCCCAUCCUCAGCUGGACAAGAUAUACUGGAUGAUUAGAGAACUAAGGAGGAAAAUGAAGCUAGCUGGGUACAAACCGAAGACCGAUCUGGUCCUCCAUAAUAUUGAUGAAGAAGAGAAAGAGGAUGCUCUGUCGGUUCAUAGUGAGAAGCUGGCCAUUGCAUUUGGCCUUAUCAGUACUAGUCCAGGAACCACCAUCCGAAUUGUGAAGAAUUUGAGGGUUUGCAAUGACUGCCAUGAUGCAACGAAAAUAAUCUCCAAAAUCGUUGAGCGAGAGAUUAUCGUGCGAGACCGCAGUCGCUUCCAUCAUUUCAAAGAUGGGCAGUGUUCUUGCAAUGACUACUGGUAACAAGUACUAAGUAGGAACUAUUGUAGCAAGGACAAAUUCUGUAGAGUAGGGGAUGCAGCAACAGAUGUUUGUUCAAUCUAUUUGGAUGACCAACGAUGAGAUUUUGUUCUUAUUUAAUUUACACCAUUUUAAAUCAUGCGAGAAGAGAGAUAGAGAGUAGGGGCACUAAAAGCAGGAUGUUUAUGGUUCUCAGACUGUAAA